Molecule: messenger RNA, 162 nt
Organism: Dictyostelium purpureum
Lineage: Eukaryota; Evosea; Eumycetozoa; Dictyosteliales; Dictyosteliaceae
Exons: 1
Source: RefSeq, a predicted model, not a curated record
CUCAUCUGGAAGUGUAAUAAUAAUCCUUCUUGGUUUGGCAAUAGCUUAGGUGGUGGAAGUUCAUGUGGUUUCAUUCCAUGUUUUAAUCCAUGCAGUGGUGGUAACACUAACAUUAUCAAUAUUGAUAUCGAUAUUGGUCAUCGUCGUAGAAGAUGCUGUUAA